CUCUCACAGUACAUUGCCCUUUGGCAGCUCCCACGACCUGUGUGCCCCACGGCUCAGGUCAUCUUGAAGCCAAGACUUAAGGAAUGGACCCUCCAGGACCCACCUCCCCUGGCCUCGCCUUAUAAGACCCCGGUGACCCUGGCGUCUGAGGCUACAGCAGGAGACAGGAACCCACACUCCUUGGGGUUCAGGAACUCUGGGCAGCACAGAUGGGUCCUGGGAGCUGCCACCUUCCUUGCCAAGGGGCCGUGCAUGCCAUGCAGCUGAAGACCGACCCCAGCCCGGAAACAGAGCUUUCUAGCGGUUUCUGGCUUCUUUCCAGCUGGGAGCCAACACCAGGAGGAUUGGCUGGGGACCUCGAGGCCGGGGCUGCGCACUCUGACGUGCGGCCCCUAGACACGCAGGGACGGUGGAGCUGGAGAACCCCAUCUCGGGAAGGCUGGUGGAGGGGGAGCCCCAGGCGGCGAGUGCUCAGCUGAUGCUCCAGCGUGCCACCUCCUUAGCUCACCAUCUCCAGAGAGACCACCCAGACUCCUGCCCUGAGACUGAAGAUUCAGGGCACGGGUGGAAGGCUGCCUGGGGAAGACAAGGGACACUGAGGCAUGGCGACCAAGGACAUUGUCCCACUGGGUGUGACAGUGCUGGAAGAGGGACCCGGGACUCGGGGCUACCUCUUCAUACCUCCCGAAGAUCGCCUUGAUCUGUGGGGCUUGGGAGGAAGGCAGUGGAUGGCUGGAAAGGCCCCCUCUGGCUCCAGCCUGGAAUACGCAGACGAAGGGAGGGAGGCUGGGAGGUCUUUGCCUGCCCUGGAACCUUUCCGGGACUCCCACCCCCUUUGGCUCCGUAUCCCGAGAAUGACGAAAAGAAAUGCAGCCGACCCCGACCCCAGCAGCGACCGGCAAUGCUGUGUGGCAACCCCAAAGGGGAUGUGGACCCAUUCUACUACGACUACGAGACCGUCCGCAAUGGAGGCCUGAUCUUUGCUGCCCUGGCCUUUGUCGUGGGGCUCAUCAUCAUCCUCAGCAAAAGACUCCGCUGUGGGGGCAGAAAGAAACACCGGCAAGUCAAUGAAGAUGAGCUGUAAUGAUGGAGUCUGCCGUGCCCCCGUUCCACUGGGGUCAUUGGGAAGCCUUCCCUGAGCUGCAGACCUUUGUCCCCAGCACCGUCAGGCCCUCGGCUGAAGGAAGCGCCAGGCUCCGUGUGACCCCUGGGUGCACAUGGCCUCCUCCCCUCUCUCGGCCGCCUCCCGUUAAUAAUAAAGCCAGCCUCAGAGAUGGCUCCUUCCCUGGCCUCCCUCCCUCCUCCUCUAUACCUGCCACGACCAACUCGCCCUUCCAAGCUGGGGUGCAAUGCAGCCUGGUCUC
Messenger RNA from Prionailurus viverrinus (fishing cat), 1364 nucleotides. It is a transcript of the gene FXYD2, whose product is annotated as FXYD domain containing ion transport regulator 2. The transcript is spliced from 6 exons. Gene Ontology annotation, biological process: regulation of sodium ion transmembrane transporter activity; monoatomic ion transport. Gene Ontology annotation, cellular component: membrane. Gene Ontology annotation, molecular function: sodium channel regulator activity. Lineage: Eukaryota; Metazoa; Chordata; Mammalia; Carnivora; Felidae. The record is from RefSeq and is a predicted model, not a curated record. The coding region runs from base 902 to 1084 and encodes 60 amino acids.